GCUGGAUAAAUUCUGGGUUUGUGGGCCAGUUCCUGCGAUUUUUCCUGCCAAACGGGUCGAAAUGAGCGAGCAGUUCGUCCUGCGGUGGCACUACCAAGAAUUCACCCUCUUGAAAAACCUCACCUCCUUCCUAGAAAACGAUAUCCUCACCGACGUGACCAUUUCGGUCGAUUCGCACACGGUCAAGGCGCACAAGCUGGUGCUCGCGAUGUGCAGUGUUUACUUUUUCCAACUGUUCCAGGAAAUGGCCGACACGCAGCAUCCGGUCAUAGUGCUGCACAACGUGGCCUUGAGCGACAUCAAGGCCGUGCUCGCGUUCAUAUACAGGGGGCAGUGCGUGGUCGACAGGGAGCAGCUGCCGGGCCUGCUGUCGCUGGCGAGGUUGCUCAAGAUCCAGGGAUUGUGUGAUAUGAAGGUACCUGAUAAACCCAUCCAAGCCGACACAAGCGAUAAAAGACCUCCCCCCAAAGAAAUUCCACUCGAAACCCCGCCCAGACCCGACGAGCGCGACGCCACCCCGCCCAGACCGCCCCUCUGGGACAAACCCGCCGAGAAUUUCGCCGACGUCCCCUUGAAACCCGACGAAGACGACGACCCCUUCACCCUCUUCACCCGCAAACCCCCGAAAGACUUAUCCGAGACGUGCAAGUGUUUCCUUUGCGGCAAGUACCUGAGCAACCAGUACAACCUCCGCGUCCACAUGGAGACCCACGAGGAGGCCUACCACGCCUGCCAGUCCUGCCCGCACGUGUCCCGGAGCAGGGACGCCCUGCGCAAGCACGUGUCGUACCGCCACCCCGAGGAGUACCACACCAGGAAGCGGAAGAAAAUCACCUGAUCAAUACAGCCAUUUAUUCAUAUAAAUAAAAAUAAUACUUUAGA
Molecule: messenger RNA, 882 nt
Organism: Zophobas morio
Lineage: Eukaryota; Metazoa; Arthropoda; Insecta; Coleoptera; Tenebrionidae
Product: protein bric-a-brac 1-like
Exons: 4
Coding region: 62-838 (258 amino acids)
Biological process (GO): regulation of transcription by RNA polymerase II
Cellular component (GO): nucleus
Molecular function (GO): protein binding
Source: RefSeq, a predicted model, not a curated record